This is a messenger RNA of Thyridium curvatum, 1623 nucleotides long. RefSeq lists its product as uncharacterized. The transcript is spliced from 3 exons. NCBI's taxonomy places the organism in Eukaryota, Fungi, Ascomycota, Sordariomycetes, Thyridiales, Thyridiaceae. The coding region runs from base 1 to 1623 and encodes 540 amino acids. The record is from RefSeq and is a predicted model, not a curated record. Gene Ontology annotation, biological process: intracellular iron ion homeostasis.
AUGUCUCCACACAGCACCAUGGACAACACCGACACUUAUAGCGAGGGCAACUAUUCGGACGCCGCUGCGCCCGUAACGAACGGCCUGGCGAGCGGCGGUGCCAACGGUGUCACAAACGGGCUGCACAAGAACACGUCCCGCAUCCAGCCGGCCGCGGCCGAUUCCUUGUACGACCUGGUGUGCGUCGGUUUCGGCCCGGCCAGUCUGGCCGUCGCCGUCGCCAUCAACGACGCCCUCGAGGCCGGCACCCUGGCCCAGUCCCCCAAGAUCCUCUUCCUCGAGAAGCAGAGCCAGUUCGCGUGGCACGCCGGCAUGCUGCUGCCGGGCGCGAAGAUGCAGAUCUCCUUCAUCAAGGACAUGGCCAGCCUGCGCAACCCGCGCUCCAACUUCACCUUCCUCAACUACCUGCACCAGAACGACCGCCUCGUCGAGUUCACCAACCUGAGCACCUUUUUGCCCGCGCGCGUCGAGUACGAGGACUACCUGCGCUGGUGCGCCUCGCACUUUGACGACGUCGUGCGCUACGACAGCGAGGUCCUGUCCGUCUCGCGCGACGAGCAGGCCGAGGACGGCGCCGUCAGGACCUUCCGCGUCGCGUCCAGGGACGCCCGGACAGGCGAGGUCGCGACCUACCGCGGCCGCAACGUCCUCAUGGCCAUCGGCGGGCAGGCCAAGCUGCCGCCCUGCCUGCCCGCCGGCCACCCCAAGGUCGUGCACUCGUCGCAGUACGCGCAGCUGAUCCCCAAGAUCCUCGACGACGCCAACGCGCCCUACCGCGUGGCCGUCGUCGGCGCCGGCCAGAGCGCCGCCGAGAUCUUCAACAACAUCCACAACCUGUACCCCAACUCGCGGACGUGGCUCGUCAUGCGCUCCGAGUUCCUCAAGCCCAGCGACGACUCUCCCUUUGUCAACUCCAUCUUCAACCCCGAGUACGUCGACAUGCUCUACCCCAAGUCGGAAAAGUACCGCCAGAACUUCAUCGUCGACGCCCGCGCGACCAACUACGGCGUCGUCCGCCUCGAGCUCAUAGAGAAGCUGUACGAGCGCCUCUACGACCAGCGCCGCGACCUCGGCCGCGACGAGAAGCGCUGGCCGCACCGCAUCCUCGGCGGGCGCCGCAUCGCCGCCACGACGACCGAGCCCGCCGACGGCAAGGGCACCGCCCUGCGCCUCAAGGUCGAGCACGCGCCCGUCGUGGGCGGCGUCGAGGUCGGCGACGCCGUCGUCGAGGCCGAGACCGAGACGCUCGACGUCGACCUCGUCAUCGCGGCCACCGGGUACCGCCGCGACGCGCACGUCGACAUGCUGCAGGACGUCUGGGGCCUGCUGCCUGAGACGACGAGCGAGGAGGCGGCGGCGCCGCGCGUGGACCGCUGGCUGGUGCAGGCCAAGGCGAGCAAGAGCGGGGCCGGCGAGAAUGCUGCUGCUGCGCCCGCGAUGCGCGUCAUGGAGGUCGGGCGCGAUUAUGGCGUCAAGUUCACGCCCGGCAGCGUGGCGGAGGGGUCGGGCGUGUGGCUGCAGGGCUGCUGCGAGGGGUCUCACGGUUUGAGCGAUACCCUCCUCUCCGUCCUCGCCACCCGGGCCGGCGAGAUCGUCGAGUCCAUCUUUGGUGUCAAGGCGUAG